Messenger RNA from Botrytis deweyae, 585 nucleotides. RefSeq lists its product as uncharacterized. The record is from RefSeq and is a predicted model, not a curated record. The transcript has a single exon. Lineage: Eukaryota; Fungi; Ascomycota; Leotiomycetes; Helotiales; Sclerotiniaceae. Bases 1 to 585 code for a protein of 194 amino acids.
AUGGCUUCCCAGAUCACAAUUUUGAAGCAACAAAUCACCCAUGACGAUCGAAAGUUCGAGUUCAUGGUACUUUUAGCCGAUAUGACACAGUAUCUUCGAUUGAAACACUUUCAUCGACGUCCAGUACCUCGUACGUUAUCUGUGUGGGUAGGGGAUUCUUCUGGAGACAACUUCUAUGGCAGCAGGGAGACGGCAUCACUAGCCUUCGAUCAAUUGACGAUAGCAAUUCUGCAUGGCUCCAAGGAUAUUUCUCAACCGCCAUCAAUAGUGAUAAGGAUCAACCUUUGCGAGAAUCUGAUUGCGAUGUCGGACAAUCCAAUCCUGGAUGGAAAUGCAUCACCGCAGAUCGAGGAAGAGAUAUCAACAGAAACGACUGUGAUAUGGCAAGAUAUUCCAAUGCCGGGGUUUAGACGAGCGCAUUCAACUUCCUCAUGGAGGUUUGAUCGUCCCAGAAAGACGGCCUACUAUCAUGAUACGUUGAAGGACCCGAUUCUCGACGAUCAGGAACUAUCCUCACUUUCAGUCGUGUCCAGUUUUGUCAAGUUUCCAAAGAUCAUCAGGGUUACAAAGUUGCAACAGAUGUGA